AUGGACUCGCCACCGAGCUCGAUGCGUUCGAACCGAUCCGAAUUCCGAGCCGCGACCUCAUCUACCGAAAUCUGGCGCGGUUCGCUUCGUGGCCGGGCCGUUGCCAUCAAGCGGCUCCUUCCGAAUCGCGGCAGCGUCGAAGACAUUCGCAGCUUCAUCGCCGAACUCGAGCUCAUGAACCGGUUCCAGUGCCCGCAGAUCGUCGCUUUGCACGGUGUUGCGUGGACUCGACCUCGUGACCUCGCCGCCGUCCUCGAGCUCAUGGACCUCGGCGACCUCAAAGCCCACUUGGCGUCCCAUGGUCGCUUGGACUGGACCUGGAAGCUCCGAGUCCUCCGAGAUGUGGUGGACGCCCUUGUGUACAUGCACUCGAUGAACAUCAUCCACCGCGACCUCAAGUCGCGCAACAUUUUGCUGGACACGACCAAGGGCGCCAAAGUGAGUGAUUUCGGCGUCUCAAAAGAAGACUUUCAGGAGACCAUGACCAUGAGCGUUGGCACGUACCGGUGGAUGGCGCCCGAGAUUCUGAAAGACGACCACUACACAGUUGCUGCCGACAUCUUCUCGCUGGGAAUGAUUCUGUCGGAGCUGGACACGCACGAGAUUCCGUAUGCGAACGCGAUGAAUCCGACGACGAACAAGCCGUAUGUGGACACUGCGAUCGUGGGUCUCGUCAUCGCAGGGUCGAUCCAGCCGACGUUCACCGUCUCGUGUCCGGCGUGGGUCCGUCAGCUCGCCAAACAGUGCUUGAUGUACAACCCAAACGACCGACCGUCAGCACCAGAGGUAGCGUUUUCGUUGUCGUCAACGUUGUAA
Messenger RNA from Saprolegnia parasitica CBS 223.65, 816 nucleotides. Its product is annotated as TKL protein kinase. The record is from RefSeq and is a predicted model, not a curated record. The coding region runs from base 1 to 816 and encodes 271 amino acids. Gene Ontology annotation, biological process: protein phosphorylation. The transcript is spliced from 4 exons. NCBI's taxonomy places the organism in Eukaryota, Oomycota, Saprolegniomycetes, Saprolegniales, Saprolegniaceae. Gene Ontology annotation, molecular function: ATP binding; protein kinase activity.